This is a messenger RNA of Helianthus annuus (common sunflower), 1421 nucleotides long. RefSeq names its product putative methylesterase 11, chloroplastic. Lineage: Eukaryota; Viridiplantae; Streptophyta; Magnoliopsida; Asterales; Asteraceae. The transcript has 5 exons. Gene Ontology annotation, molecular function: methyl jasmonate esterase activity; methyl indole-3-acetate esterase activity. The record is from RefSeq and is a predicted model, not a curated record. The coding region runs from base 77 to 1174 and encodes 365 amino acids.
AAAAUCCUGUGAUAUUAAAGCUGUUCAUACGAACUCCCGCUUUAACCAAUGCCCUAAACCUCCAACCAACAAUACAAUGGGACUCUGUUUCUCAACAAAAUCACCAACUACACGAACACACUCCAAACGCGUAUCACACCAAUCCACAACACCACUCAACCGACGCUCUUCUUCCGCUACGAAGGACCAAUUGGAUGAUGCUGUUAUCCAGGAACACGCCAUCGCUGCUGCUCUGCUUUUCCAGCAGCGAAACGGCGACGUUCCGCGCUUUGAUCAGUCCAAUUCUGCUCGGCGUUCUCAUGGGGACAUUGCUCAUCGGAGUUGUAGUAGUAGGCGUCGUCGAUCGGUUGUUGAUCCUGUGGUUCAGGCUCAACUCAUGGUUAAUCAGGAGGUAAAUCAUGAUGAAAUGGAGACCAGCCAUAUUGUCCUUGUUCAUGGAGGUGGUUUUGGAGCCUGGUGUUGGUACAAAACAAUGGCACUUCUACAAGAAUGCAAAUUCAAAGUCACUGCAAUUGAUUUAAGUGGCUCUGGAAUCGAUUUGCGCGAUGCAAAUAUUAUCGAAAGCCUCUCACAAUACGCAAAGCCACUCACCAGUUUUCUCAAAACACUCGCGGAUGGUGAUAAGGUAAUUUUGGUUGGUCAUGACUUCGGUGGGGCAUGCAUGUCAUAUGCAAUGGAGUUAUUCCCAACUAAAGUCGCGAAAGCCAUCUUUAUUGCUGCGUCAAUGCUGAAAACUGGACAAAGCACACUCGAUAUGUUCUCUCUCGAGGAAAAUACAAAUGGUCUGAUGAGGCAAGCUCAAAACUUUUUGUAUGCAAAUGGGAACAAUCAGCCUCCAACUGCUAUAGAUCUUGACAAAUCACUCUUAAAGGAUCUGUUAUUAAAUCAAAGUCCUGCAAAGGAUGUGGCUUUAGCAUGCGUCUCGAUGAGGCCCAUUCCAUUUUCACCCAUUUUAGAGAAGUUAUCUCUUUCGGACUCAAACUAUGGUCGUGUCAGACGGUUUUAUAUAGAAACGCCAGAAGACAAUGCCAUACCCGUCACUCUCCAACAAAUGAUGAUAAAUCAAAGCCCACCCGAGAAAGUUUUCCGCCUCAAAGGUGCAGAUCACUGCCCCUUUUUCUCCAAGCCUCAAGCCCUACACAAGCUGCUAGUCGAGAUUGCAAAAAUGAAAUGAAACCGAACAAAUGCUUGCAUAUACUUAAAACAUCAUCUAGCAAAAGUGAACACUUUUAGUUAUUGUUCUCUCUUGUCGAUCGAGUGUUUUUCAAAGGGUUUAGGGUAAUGUUUGUUUGAGAGGUAUCAUGAUUCAUGAUUUUUAGCAGCUGGAUACAAUUGGAUACUAUACAAAUUUUGUGUCAAGUGUCAACUCUAAAAAAAUGAAAACAAUGCAGAGUUGCCAUAUAGACUCUUUUCUUGGUUUA